Ostrea edulis (European flat oyster) is the source of this 2396-nucleotide messenger RNA. RefSeq names its product prostaglandin E2 receptor EP4 subtype-like. Gene Ontology annotation, biological process: positive regulation of cytosolic calcium ion concentration; inflammatory response; adenylate cyclase-activating G protein-coupled receptor signaling pathway. The record is from RefSeq and is a predicted model, not a curated record. Lineage: Eukaryota; Metazoa; Mollusca; Bivalvia; Ostreida; Ostreidae. Gene Ontology annotation, cellular component: plasma membrane. Gene Ontology annotation, molecular function: thromboxane receptor activity. The transcript is spliced from 2 exons. The coding region runs from base 12 to 770 and encodes 252 amino acids.
AGUUUAUUACAAUGGAUAUAAACGUCACUCCCAGCUAUGAUUUUCCUCUUUGUUAUAGAAAUGAUACAGCCACGUCCUGGGUACCUACGUCAAUGGAAUUCUUCUUUGGAGUGUUUGGUAAUUUCAUUGCCCUCAUCCUACUUUGGAUCAACCGCCAUGAUCACCGCUGGGACUCGUUCUACAAGCUCUUUACUGGUUUAGUCAUUACUGACUUCAUUGGAGUAAUCGUCGUUUACCCUAUAGCAACGAUUAGAUACGCCUCGGAUUUCACGUGGUGUUACCCGAAAAAUCUGUGUAAAUUCGUUUCUUUCAUUUUUGUCGAUGCUCAUUUAUCGGGGGCGUUACUAAUAUGUGCCAUGGCUGUGGACAGAUUCAUGUAUUCAGUGAGUAAUACGAUCUCAAACAGGACCUAUACCUUCAUUUUGAUAGGUAUAUGGAUUAUCGCGAGUUUGGUAUCCCUAUUACACCUUAUUGGUGUUGGACAAUCUAAUUUAUACUUUCCCGGAUCAUGGUGUUACUUCGACUUCAUAAAUGAUACGACCGGAAAUCGCAUUAUGUCGUACCUUUAUUCUAUAUUUGGUUUUAUCAUCGUAUUUGUUACCAUUCUCAUGUACGUUAUUACAAUGAUUCGCAUCUGUAGAAACCCAGAAAGAAGUGGUUAUUUUCUGGACGCCAAUCGAGUUUCCGGAUACUACGACUCUCAUGUUAUGGUUUUCAUGACUGCUGUUACCGUGCUGUUUGUUAUCUUAUGGACUCCUUUCCUAUCUUAAUCAGCAAUAAAGGACCGGAUUCCUGAUGUACACACGUCUUUGUGAUGGAAUGGAUUUGGCUUGAUAGAUGUGCAUUAAGUAUUCUUUUAUCUCCCUAAUUCAUGACCAAACUAAUUUCUUCAAAGAGGUUUAGUCCCAAGUAAGUACUAAUAUGUGUCUUGGAAUAAUGGAAUCUGCAAGGAUUAUAACGGUUGGAAUUCAGAACAUUAUAUACAUAGUCAUCAACAUUUGAACUUGACUUACAUUUUCCUGAUUAGAAAAAUUAUACAGGCACCCUUAAUCCCAAAGAAACUUUAAGCAUGAUAACUUUGUCAAGCAUAAAUGGUCGUGGUUAUCAAUUCCGGAAUAACUUCAAUUUAAGUUAUCUAUAAAACCUGCAUAAACAUAUUCAAACAUGCUUACUUUGUUUCAACAAUCACGUUUAAAGUCAGUAUUUUGUAAAUGUUUUGUUGUUGUAAUGAACGAAUUUGCAAAACAAAUCUGUCAUUAGGUCGAAUGCUGUGUGACGCGAAUGCUGUGUGACGUGAAUGCUGUAUGACGUGAAUGCUGUGUGACGCGAAUGUUGUGUGACGUGAAUGCUGUGUGACGUGAUACUUUCCAAUUUUUGGUUACACCGUUCUUUACAUGCUGAUUUUGACCAUUAAAUACUCCGUUUAUCUGAUCAAGAUAUAGGACUCACGACGGGUGUGACCGGUCAAUAUGGAUUUAUUGCUCCUCCUAGACACCUGAUCUCACCUCUGAUAUGUCCAGGGGGUCCGAAUUUGUCAUCCUACCAAUUUUGUGUUCUUUAUGGUAUUUUUGAGGUUGAUCGUUAUCUUUACGUUUUCAUUUUGCAACCUACAACUGUUUAACCUAAGUUCAUAUUCAUUAAUUCAUGUACGUAUAGAAGUGUCAAACAAUACAUGGAAUAAGAUUAACUUUGCAUAAAAGACCAACAUAUGCAGGGUGGUGGUAUUCUUUAAGAUAUAAAAGAGUCUAGGUUUCAAUGUUAUUCUUUAGAAAUUUUCCAUUUGAUAGAUGUGUGUUAUAAAGAGGACUAAUAAGUUUCUGUAUCACUUACAGGUGGACGUAUUCUUACACGCUACCAAUAUCAGAACACAGCACGAUAAUAACAAAGUAGAAUUAUGGCUUGUUCGAAAUGCUGUCAACAACGCCAUGCUGGAUCCAUGGCUAUAUAUUGUGCUUAGAAAGGAAUCCCUGCGAAAAUUUGUUUUGUUUUAUCGCAAAUGCAGAGGGGCGUCAGAUCCUCAACAGAUGAAAAAACCAGGAGUUGACGAAACGGACAUUUUGCUUCCGAAAUAGAACUGACGCUGUGGUUUCAAGGAUUUUUUAGGGUCUGUAGAGGGCCGAAAUUGGGCCCCAUUCUCAAUGCUAAAGAGCAGGUGUUUUUCCCAAAAUGAUGCCUUUUAAAAAAUUCCCAAAUGAUGGAUGAUUUGAUGAGAAUAUGCCAUGAGGCGCCAUCCAACUUUGGUGCCACUCUGUUGCAAAACAUUUUUGACAGUUUAUUCUCUGCCAAAGACCGGAAAUUAAAGCUUUUUUAAGCCACACUGAUAAUGAAAAAUCAAAUGGUUAACUUUUUGCUUGUUUUUCUUAUUUAUUCGUAUUAAACAAAUUUCCCAAUUUCAA